CACAACGAUGACCCUCCCACAAACGCCGACGCGCCGCUUGCGUCGCGGACAGCCUGUUGCCACAGAAUCGGCACAGCUUGAUUAUACUGCCAGCUUUUCCACCCACGACCCCGUAUAUAUCCGAGAGGCGGAUGUGUUUCGCGAUCUACGCGACUUGCAGCGCCAAGCUAUUGAAGACCGCGGCGGCCACAAGGCACUGGAAGGGCUACGGACGAAUUUCUACGCGUCUUACAAUCGUGGGAGUGGGGAAGAGGUCGGGAUUAAGCGAGAGAAGAAGGUGUACAGUAAGCAGCAGGCUGCAUUCGAGGAGUUCAACGUCGGCGAUACCGUGCUCGUGAAGACCUUGAGCAAGAACUCAGCCGUGGGCGUCAUUGUGGCGAUAACGAAGGUCUUUUCCGGAGAACAGGAGCGGGGCGCGAAUGUGCUCAUACAUUGGUUUUCGCGGCCGCAAGACCUGGCCAGAUUACGCCCCCAGAGGGACAUGCUGGAGAACGAGAUAUACUAUCAGUUAGAUGGAACGAGUUUGGUCUCUCCCCAUGCCGUACUUGGUCACUGUACUGUCCUCUCACGUCCCAAAACGAACUGGCAUCCCGACGACAAGACCUUCGUCUGCCUUUCAGCGAUCUAUGCGCGCAUGAAUCUCUACUACGAAUUCGAAUGGGAUCUCUUUCGUGAUAAUGCUCUCUCAACAUUGUCGUCUUUCAAAUUCGCUGCCUCGGAGCCCAGUACCUCAAGACUCAUCCAGAACCCCUGGGAUCGCACUGAUUCCUGGGACGUAGCACCCGGGGAGACGCCUGGCACACCAGCGAAGCCGAGGAGCCACUCUAAGUAUACGUUCAUGCGGACUCUCGAGGAUCCGCUCGAAGAGCCGAAAUUGUCUGCGAUUGCCGAAACGGAUGAAGAGGACGACAGACUGGGCUUUGCCGGAAAGAGAAAGCGACGAAGUUGUGAGAACGAAAGGGACGUCGAGCGAACGCGAUAUAAGGCUGGAGGCGAGGACAAGCUGCCCGUCUUGGGUCUGGACCCAAGCACGCCAUCAAAGAAGCGUUCACGACCUGCGGAAAGGCCAUCUUCGGGAGGCGGAAGCGACGACUUUGCACCGUCGGACUAUCAUGACGAGUCAGAACAGGAUGCCAGCGACGGCGUCCUGACGGACGAAGACGCCUCUGUGCCGUCCGACCUUCCCGACUCUGAUGUAGAGUCACAUCCGCACACACCGCACCGUCACGCUAAGGCUGGCUCUGCAGGCUUAUGUACACCGCGCCGUCGCGCGGUGGGCUCCUUCGCGGCGCCGACUCCACAUUCGAAAGCCGCGCUACGUGCGCGCGCAAACCACAAGCGUGCACGGCAGCUUGCCGUGCGUCCACCUCCUGGUCCGGGACAUGCCUCAAUACAGGGCACGAACGGAGAGGAUAUGGACUUUGGCGGAGAGCAAGACCCAUGGCUACGAGCGAUGCAGGUGCUGCACGUCGCGUCGAGACCAGAGGGCAUGGAGGCAAGCGACGAACGAAGCAGGGACAUGCUGCCAUGUCGCGAGGCCGAGUAUGGACGCAUCCUCGGCGCAGUUGAGGAAUUGCUGGAAGAGGGUAGUGGUGGAUGCGUCUAUAUUUCCGGCGUGCCAGGCACGGGAAAAACUGCGACGGUUCACGCUGCCGUGCGCGCGCUAACGGCGCUAUCACAGCAGUCGCUUGUUCCGCCGUUCACCUAUGUUGAGAUCAACGGCCUGCGUAUUCCCGAACCAGGCGCAGCGUAUGGUCUAUUGUGGGAAGCGGUUAGUGGACACGACGCGACCAAAGAUGGACACCUUCGAAUAAGUGGCAAGGAGGCGUUGCGUCGCCUUGGCAAGUGGUUCUCUGGCGGAGGUGGACCCGAUGGUCACGCAACGAUUGUGCUCAUGGACGAGCUUGACCAGCUCAUGACUGCGAAGCAGGACGUCGUUUAUAACUUCUUCAAUUGGCCAACUUUGGUUGGAAGCAAGCUGAUCGUGCUUGCGGUCGCGAAUACUAUGGACUUGCCUGAGCGAGUCAUGAGUGGGAGGGUACGCAGCCGACUAGGUAUGGUUCGUAUCAACUUCCAACCGUAUACGACACCCCAGCUCGAGGCCAUUGUCCGUGCCCGGCUCGCUACUGCGAAGCGCGGGCUGUUCGAGGGCACACCGGACGUCGUCGCCCCUGACGGUAUCAAGUUUGCCUGCAUGAAGGUCAGCUCGAUCAGCGGCGACGCUCGACGGGUGCUCGACGUCUGCCGGCGCGCCGUCGAGCUCGUACAGCCGCAGAAACGUACAGCACGGACGGACGACGUGAAGCAAGUCAUUCGGGACAUGCAAAACAGCCCGACGGCAGCGUACUUGCGUGAGCUGUCGUUCCACGAACGGCUCCUCCUCGCGGCCAUCCUCCGCUGCGUGCGCCGCGAGGGCGUCGACGAGGUGCGGUGGGCUGAUAUCCAGCACCAGCACCUCUUGCACGUCCCCGUGUUGGCGGGCGUUGCAGAUGCGACUAACCGACCGACGCGCGAAGAGCUGCUCAUGGUGCUCGAAUCGCUCGCUGCAUCACGCGCGGUGUUAUGCGAAGACGGGCCGCAGGCGACGAGGAAGUCGGAGGACGAUCGCAGAGUAAUGCUGAACCUGGAGUCCAGCGAAGUGGAGCGCGUGCUUGGCGAGGUGGGCGGGGUGCGUUGGCGGAAUGUGCUGAAUAUUUGAUUAUAAUUGAAAGUGUAGUUGCCUGUUCAGCUGCCUUCUAAUCCACGUACUUGCAGCCGUCUCAAACCAGUCCAUACAUAUUAUAGGACACCUCGGCCUCUUGUUGUGUUUUUGC
This is a messenger RNA of Phanerochaete carnosa HHB-10118-sp, 2813 nucleotides long. RefSeq lists its product as uncharacterized. Gene Ontology annotation, molecular function: ATP binding; chromatin binding; ATP hydrolysis activity. The record is from RefSeq and is a predicted model, not a curated record. Bases 8 to 2698 code for a protein of 896 amino acids. The transcript has 5 exons. Gene Ontology annotation, cellular component: nuclear origin of replication recognition complex. Lineage: Eukaryota; Fungi; Basidiomycota; Agaricomycetes; Polyporales; Phanerochaetaceae. Gene Ontology annotation, biological process: mitotic DNA replication checkpoint signaling; DNA replication initiation.